Aureobasidium musti is the source of this 2196-nucleotide messenger RNA. Lineage: Eukaryota; Fungi; Ascomycota; Dothideomycetes; Dothideales; Saccotheciaceae. The record is from the annotation of a GenBank genome assembly.
AUGCAUUCAUCACAACCCUUCUUCGAACUACAACGAUCUACCACUCCUGGAAGAAAAGGAAGAAAUCUGAAGAAUCUUGCCGUCAACACGUCGGGUGCUUUCGUUAUGUCUAGGGCCGCCUCCACCACAUCUUUACCCAUGUCAUCAUCGCUUCAGGGUACAGCGAAUCCGGACAGACUUGGUCAAUCUUUCUCCAAGCCUCCUAGUCUUACAAAGAGACGUUCUAGCAAAACUCUCGGUCUGACGAUCUUAACACCAGCAAACACCAAGGCAUUGCCUCAAAACGGACGCGCCGCUGUACCUCCGACUCCAUCAUUUGCACGACCCAACGUACUUCGUCACUUCCAGUCAUCACCUUCCCUACCCUUACACAUCACCGAGGAGAUUCGCGAAGAGCCGUCGCUAGAAGCACAACAAGGACAGAAAGAGUUUGCAUUGCCUCUACACAUGCGCGGCCCUCUCAAGACCAACGACUCGGAUCAGAACUUUGACAUACCUCAAUCGAAAGAGGAAAAGCCCGAAGCUUACCCUGAUGGACCAAUUUGUGUCUACGGUCGUUAUUUGGACCUCUAUCUGGAGCCUACAGUUGAGCAAGCUGCUCGUUACGAUGUCAUCCUGAAUGUUGCUAGCGAAGUAAAAAACCCCUUCGAUUUCGCAACAUUCCAACCUUCAGGGCCCGAAUUGCGUCUCGAUGGUGGUGGUGGCAUUCAAUACGCCCCUAAGCGCAACCACCUGACUUCUCAGCAUGGUCUUGGUCGAGAGAACUUGAGCCCAGUAUACGAAUCAUCACCAACCACACCCAAGGCAAACCCGUUCUUGAAAGACGUCACUUCUGCGCCUCAACCAAAAGAGUCCACAAAAACGGAGCCAGAGUACAUCCACAUUCCGUGGGAGCACAAUACGGACAUUGUUCCUGACCUCAUCCGUCUAGUAAAGGUUAUCGACGAGCGCAUUCAGCUUGGAAAGCAUGUUCUUAUCCAUUGUCAAUGCGGUGUGAGCAGAUCAGCAACUCUGGUUGUGGCCUAUGUUCUUUACAAAAACCCAUCCAUGAGCGUUCAGGAAGCAUACGAUGAUGUGAAGAAGCGAAGCAGGUGGAUUGGACCUAACAUGAACUUAAUCAUGCAGUUGCAAGAGUUCCGAUCGACUCUACAAAGACCCCAGAGCAGGUUUGGCAAUACUCGUGGGCUCAGCCCUAAUUCGCCUCCCUUUGGUUUCACCGAAAUGGGACGCCCAGCAUCCUACGAUGGCAGCAGUAUGCCUGGAAUCAAAUCACCGAAGACUGCACCUCUACCACCAGAUACGGCACAAUCAAAGCUCUUGCGCAACCCUGAUCUUCUGGCUGUAAGUCCAGGUCCUUCUUCAGCGCCCUCAGGCCUCACUUGGCCCUCAGACCAUGACGAGCCUGUGUCCAAGAAGUCAGAAGAUUCUGCUCGUAAUGAAGCAGCGUACGUGGAUCCAAAUGGUCGCACAGUGCCCGUUGUACAAGUUACAGAAGAUCACCCCAUCCUCGAGCCCAAAGUCACCAAGGAGCUGAAAGACCGACCGAAAUCACUGAACCUCGAAUCACACAUCAGGCAGGACUCAGGAAGACAUAUCACUCCCAUGGUGUCUCCUAGAGCUACCGAGUUUGCGAUGGCGCCGCUCAGACCCUCAAAAGACUCAGACUCGGCUGAUCAAUUCGGCUUGAUGUCCCCACGCGCUUCAGAGUUCUCGCAAUCUCCCUUUGAUCGUGAGUCUCUGCUUGGUGCGCUAGGCAUGGGUCCAGCAGUCAUUCCACAAGCUAGAUCUCAGCAUCUAGCCCCAAACGCACACAAGUCACAGAAGAAAGUACCGAAAAGCCUUACUCUACGACCCAAGAUCAGUGCGCCUAGCUUGAGCGAACAGCGAGAAUUGCAAGAUAUGCAAUCAAAACUUGAGGCUGAGUUGACGCAUGACGAGCCCGAUUUUAUGGACGCUUUGGCAUCACCACGUGCAUUUGAGUUCACCCAAAACCCCUUCGCCAAUCUUCCUGGAGAACCUGACGCAGAGAGGUCUACUACUACCGCUGUCAACGGAAUCGAAGAUCCGCGUAGCCCGCCGCAAAGGGAGCUUUCCCAAUCCAGCGCAACAUCUUCGACGUGCUGUAACACGGUGUCUCGACAACACCAUCGCAACGACCCACUUCAUUUGUCACCCUUCUUUUCUGCACAAUAUUAG